AUGCAUCUCAUCGCACUGCUUGUGGCCUUGGUAGGCAUUUAUUCUCCUGUCUUUGGCCAACUCAGCGACCCGGCGACCCUUGGUGCCACCAUUAAAGCGGACAAGAAAUACCAACUCCUCCCAGCCUGCGUCAACCAGUGUCUGUGGGAUAUUGGCGACAACGAUACUCCCAAGAUUGGGGGUGACUUGGCCAUUCACCUUUCUUGCUCAUCACCCUGGAUCAACGGUUGUUACUGUCGAGGAGCAAGUGCUUCUUAUGCUCAUUCAUUCAUUUCCAGCUGCGCCACUUAUCUAUGCUCGAUCCCGAAACAAAGCGAUAUCGAGGCUGCUACCAGCGUGUACCAGGGGUAUUGCAAGCAGGCGCUGGGCACUGCAUACAUACCCGAGGGUGUGGACCAACCUUUACCAACGAGCACUGAUACCCCAGGAACCGUACCCUCUCGCCCAAGUCCGACGCUCGCCAAGGUGGCCUCGUUGCAAUUCAACUCAAGCAGUGGCAUCUCUUCACCCUCAUCUGGCCCAGGAAGCGAUGAGAAGAUCGCGGGGCUGAGCAAAGGAACAUUCAUAGGCGUGGUAGUAUCUGCCAGCUGCUCAGUGCUUGGAAUGGUGUUUGUAAUUUGGUUCAAGAUCUAUAAACAUAAACAACAGAAAAGGAUACAGGCCGAGCAUCAGAUGGGAGUGCAAAGUUUGUACCAUAGAGCAAAAGCUUAAGAUGUGAUAUUUGAGGGGUCACUAGGAGCCUGGUAUUCUGUCUGGGUGGUGGUUGUAUUCUGCUGGUAUUUCUUUGCGUUGUAUCAUUUGUUUAUCUUGUGUCGGACGAUGUUUAUCAAGCUGAUCCUAUGUCCCUUAAUUUGGCGGGUGCGAUGUGCAUGUAUUAUUUUAUGCUUAUUUCUUGUCUUUAUGGAAAGCCUGUUUGGAAAAUAUGAGUUGAUCUUGAUC
Periconia digitata is the source of this 939-nucleotide messenger RNA. NCBI's taxonomy places the organism in Eukaryota, Fungi, Ascomycota, Dothideomycetes, Pleosporales, Periconiaceae. The record is from the annotation of a GenBank genome assembly.